Vicia villosa (hairy vetch) is the source of this 1549-nucleotide messenger RNA. Its product is annotated as probable protein phosphatase 2C 27. NCBI's taxonomy places the organism in Eukaryota, Viridiplantae, Streptophyta, Magnoliopsida, Fabales, Fabaceae. The record is from RefSeq and is a predicted model, not a curated record. The coding region runs from base 222 to 1418 and encodes 398 amino acids. Gene Ontology annotation, molecular function: cation binding; protein serine/threonine phosphatase activity. Gene Ontology annotation, biological process: protein dephosphorylation. The transcript has 4 exons.
UCUUUCUUUUUCCUUCACAUUUCAAUUCCAAUUUCUUUCUCUUUUUUUCCCCAAUUCAUCACCUAAUUCAUUCAAUUCACCAUCUUCAAUCUGUUCCUCUUUCCUAAAUUAUCGAUUUUGUUUUAGCUUUUUCUUCAAAUUGGAACAUUUUUCUUCCCUAAGAAGAGUUUUUUGUUUUUUUAGUGUUUGUUUAUUGGGUUUUGGUGGUUUGGUUAUUAUGUAUGUAUGAUUUGGAAGAAAAUAUUCUAUUUACAAUGUUAGAAAGCGGUGAUUACAAGAAAAAGAAUGAUUUUAUGGUUGUUGUUAAUGAUGAUGAUGAUGAUGUUGUUGAUGUUGAUGAUGAUGAUAAAUCAGAGGGUUUUAAGAAUCUGAAACCAAUUCCAAAGGGUAAGCCUCCAAGGCAUGUGUCUGGUAUGAGACACAGCCUUAGCUCUACCAGAUUGACCAUGGCUGCAGCAGAUUUGGGUGUAGAUGCCGAGGUAACUGGAAGUAAGUCAUCUUCUGAAGACAAGACAGAUUAUCUACCCAUAUAUCGGUCAGGAAGUUGUGCUGAAAGAGGACCUAAACAAUAUAUGGAAGAUGAACACAUAUGUAUAGAUGAUCUUACCCAACACAUAGGUUCUGCUUCAAAUCUUCCUUUUCCUGGAGCUUUCUACGGGGUGUUUGAUGGUCAUGGAGGAACAGACGCUGCUUUGUUUGUAAGAAAUAACAUCCUUAGACUCAUUGUUGAGGACUCACAGUUUCCAACUUGUGCGGGGAAAGCAAUUACAAGUGCGUUUAUGAAAGCUGAUUAUGCGUUUGCUGAUUCCAGUUCACUUGAUAUCUCCUCUGGCACCACUGCUUUAACUGCUCUUGUAUUUGGGAGGAACAUGAUAAUUGCAAAUGCGGGGGAUUGUCGAGCUGUAUUGGGGAGACGAGGUAGAGCAAUCGAGAUGUCAAUAGACCAGAAACCAAAUUGCAUUUCAGAAAGGCUAAGGAUUGAAAAACUUGGUGGAGUGGUAUAUGAUGGAUACUUGAACGGCCAAUUAUCUGUUUCCCGUGCCCUAGGAGACUGGCACAUGAAGGGACCUAAGGGUUCCGCAUGCCCUUUGAGUUCCGAGCCAGAGUUGCAAGAAGUCUGUCUGACUGAGGAUGACGAGUUCUUGAUUAUGGGCUGUGAUGGCUUGUGGGAUGUAAUGAGUAACCAAUGUGCCGUGACCAUGGCAAGAAAAGAGUUGAUGAUACAUAAUGAUCCUCAAAGGUGUUCAAGAGAGUUGGUCAGAGAGGCUCUUAAGCGUAAUUCGUGUGAUAAUUUAACAGUUAUCGUCGUAUGUUUCUCCUCAGAUCCUCCUCCUAGAAUAGAGAUACCUCCUUCUCGAGUCAGGAGGAGUAUAUCAGCAGAAAGUCUCACUUUACUUAAGGGUGUAUUAGAGUGUUAGUUAGCUCAUUAUGAUUGUAUGUUUAGAAAGUAUGGAUGGAUAUUUGUAUGUAUAAAAUUGUUGAUGUGAAGGUUGCUGCCUGCUUGGUGGUAUCCUUAACCUUUCUAAUAUCAUAUAUUUUCUGAUCGAAA